ACAUUUGAUUUAUUAUCUUACAUUGCGAAAUGGUACAAGUAUCGUGUAUAUAUAAUAUAAUAACAGUUAGGGCGCAGAGUAAUUUAGGGCGUAUAUUUACAUUCUGUAGUUUUUCAACCUAGUCGCUAGGUGGCGAUAGUGACAACUUGUGCAUUAUCUCCAGUCGGGCUGCUAACCAUCGAAGAUAACCCGCCUGUGAGCCAAAGAAGUCAGACCUGCACGGUUUCUCCAGUGCCAAGAUGCAGACGCCGGUGCAGUCCAUCAUCCACAGCGGCUACUUCCACCCGACGCUCAGACACUGGCAAACCUGUGCCACAGAUUUAAGAGCGGAAAGUCUGAUCUACCCUAUUUUUAUAACAGACAAUGUUGAUGCAGUGGAGCCCAUUGCUAGCCUGCCGGGACAAGCCAGAUAUGGGGUAAACAAACUGGAAGGGAUGCUGCGACCACUUGUAGAGAACGGCUUGAAAUGUGUGCUGAUCUUUGGGGUGCCUGCACAAAUAGCAAAGGAUGACAGAGGGUCAGGAGCAGACACAGACGACACACCGGCCGUCACAGCGGUGAAGAAGGUGAGAUCUUUGUUCCCAGACCUGCUGGUGGCGUGUGAUGUCUGCUUGUGUCCCUACACAUCCCAUGGACACUGUGGUAUCCUCAAUGAAGAUGGUUCUCUGAACAAUGAUGCCAGCUGUUUGAGACUGGCAGAAGUGGCGCUGGCCUACGCCAGAGCUGGUUGUCACAUAAUUGCGCCCUCUGAUAUGAUGGACGGCAGGGUCGGAGCAAUAAAACAAGCUCUGCUGGCUAAUGGUUUGGGAAAUAAGGUGUCAGUGCUGAGCUACAGUGCAAAGUUUGCCUCCUGUUAUUAUGGUCCUUUCAGAGAUGCUGCACAGUCCAAGCCAGCUUUUGGGGACAGACGCUGCUAUCAGCUCCCGCCUGGAGCGAGAGGGCUUGCACUUCGAGCUGUGGAGCGAGAUGUGAAAGAAGGGGCUGAUAUGCUGAUGGUGAAACCAGGUCUGCCAUAUCUGGACAUUGUCAGAGAUGUCAAGGACAAGUUCCCCAUGCAUCCACUGGCUGUGUACAACGUGUCGGGGGAGUUUGCCAUGAUGUGGCACGGAGCACAAGCUGGUGCGUUUGACUUGCGAGCUGCUGUGAUGGAGGCUAUGACUGCUUUCCGCAGGGCAGUCCAGGGUGUACCCCGCCUCUCGCCCGAAGACAGCUGGGAUAAGCUCCAGCACCACCCGCGACCCUAGUGAGGAAAAAGCGGUGCUGACAUUAUCAUCACCUACUACACCCCUCAGCUGCUCAGCUGGCUGAAAGAGUGAGGAACGAGGCCCGAGGAUGGACAGUCAGAUGAAGUUGUUGCCUUUUAAAACCAAAAGUCUGCACUUGGCAUCAUCAGGGUAACAAACGUGCUUUGGGGAAAUCAUUUACAUUGAAUUCAACACAUUUGGGAUGCAAACAGGACCAGGAAAAAGAGUGUGAGAGUACAGUAGGGGUUACAUUCAAAUUGUAUAUGUUUUUGAAGGGCUUUAAACUAAAUGUAAGGGCUAGUCACAGUAUUGCUAUUGUGAUUGGGAUCAACAUUACAUGUUACAUAUGGGCCACUAGCUCAUCCAAUGUUUGUCACCACAACCGGACCUGGAAUUAAAGGGUUUAUUCAGAGUACCUGCGUUGGUGAGUAUGAAUGAAUGAAUGAAUGAAUGCACAUGCUAUAUUUAAAGGUUUUUGGUCCGUGAAACAAACCGUACUCACAAAAUCUGAUGCAAUAUUAGCAGUUUAUUGCAGUUUGUUUAUACUAAAGCAAUUACUAUGCAAUUAAUUUACCAGCCGGAAUAAAUAAAUAAAUAGAAAGGGUU
This is a messenger RNA of Doryrhamphus excisus (bluestripe pipefish), 1850 nucleotides long. NCBI's taxonomy places the organism in Eukaryota, Metazoa, Chordata, Actinopteri, Syngnathiformes, Syngnathidae. The record is from RefSeq and is a predicted model, not a curated record.